Messenger RNA from Manihot esculenta (cassava), 1917 nucleotides. Its product is annotated as vignain. The transcript has 4 exons. Gene Ontology annotation, cellular component: lysosome. The record is from RefSeq and is a predicted model, not a curated record. Bases 665 to 1753 code for a protein of 362 amino acids. Lineage: Eukaryota; Viridiplantae; Streptophyta; Magnoliopsida; Malpighiales; Euphorbiaceae. Gene Ontology annotation, molecular function: cysteine-type endopeptidase activity.
AAGCAGGCACCACUGGUCCUUGACCGAACAAAAUCAACAUUUCACUCGAACCCUUUUCCCGUUUCUGUCCUUUUUCACCCCCAAUUAUGGGAAAGGUGGCCUUCACUUGUAUGCAAUUGGCGUGCAUUCAUAGUGUCAUUUCAUGCUUGGUAUAAUCUAAAAACAGAAAUACUUGGCAAUUUCCUUCAUUCUUCCUGUAGUAUUCAUCGCAAAGAUUUUGGAUUUGGGUUUCAGUUAAAGCUGAGCCAAAGACAGUUACAAGCUACUUUAUUUCCCCACUUGCAAAAAUGUCGUGGCUCAAAGAGUCUAUGCCAUGGACGUAACCAAAAUCAUCUCCUCUUUAUUCCUUCUCUCUUUCAACAAAGCUGACGUGAUAGCGUGUUCUUCAUGUAAAGAUCAUCCCUUGUAUUAUAUAUAUAUGUAUCAAUAUCAAUCCAUACAGCCUAAUGUACUCCAUUAAUAUUCUGGAACCCAAUCUCUACAUAUCGUCUUCCAUUAAUUAUAUCAUGUUGUUGAUGCCCAUAAGGAAGCUGUAACUUCUUCAUUUAAUUCUCUUUGUUUCUUCUACUAAUUCAUAUCUUCUUCUAUUAUUCCUCUUCUUUCGUUUCUCUAUAUAAGCAGUAGCUGAGGUUCUUCAUUUCCCAUCAAGUUCCCAGGUAGAAAAAUGGCAAUGAAGAGGUUUCUGCUUCUUGCUCUCUCAUUGGCUUUGGUUCUAGGAAUUUCAGAGAGUUUUGAAUUCCAUGAAAAUGAUCUGGCAUCUGAAGAAAGCUUGUGGGAUUUGUACGAGAGGUGGAGGAGCCACCACACUGUUUCUAGGAGUCUUCACGAGAAACACAAGCGUUUCAAUGUGUUCAAAUACAAUGCCAUGCAUGUUUACAACACUAACAAGCAGGAUAAGCCUUACAAGUUGAAGCUGAACAAGUAUGCAGACAUGACCAACCAUGAAUUUAGGAGCACUUAUGCUGGUUCAAAGAUAAAACAUCAUCGGAUGUUUAGAGGGGUGCCACAUGUAAACGAGAGCUUCAUGUAUGAGAAAGUGGAAAGAGUUCCGUCGUCCGUUGAUUGGAGAAAGAAAGGUGCUGUCACUGGUGUUAAGGACCAGGGCCAAUGUGGUAGUUGCUGGGCAUUUUCAACCGUCGUAGCAGUUGAGGGUAUUAAUCAAAUUAAGACUAAUAAGCUAGUAUCUCUGUCCGAGCAAGAGUUGGUGGAUUGCGACAUUGAUGUGAACCAAGGAUGUAAUGGAGGGCUAAUGGAGUAUGCAUUUGAGUUCAUUAAGAAUCAAGGAGGCAUAACAACUGAGACUAAUUACCCUUACAUAGCUGAUGGUGGAAGUUGUGAUGUUUCAAAGGAGAAUUCACCAGCAGUCUCUAUUGACGGAUAUGAGAAGGUGCCUGCAAAUAAUGAGGAUGCGUUGCUCAAGGCAGUUGCAAACCAGCCUGUAUCUGUGGCCAUAGAUGCUGGAGGUUCAGAUUUCCAGUUCUAUUCAGAGGGGGUAUUUACUGGAAGUUGCGGAACAGAACUAGAUCAUGGAGUUGCAAUCGUGGGUUAUGGCACAACUGUUGAUGGAACCAAGUACUGGAUUGUGAAGAAUUCCUGGGGAACAGAAUGGGGAGAGAAGGGCUACAUAAGGAUGCAGCGUGGCAUCUCAGAUAGAGAGGGACUCUGUGGUAUAGCAAUGGAGGCUUCAUAUCCCAUCAAGAACACCUCAGAUAAUCCUAAAGGAGUUAAAUCUUCUCCCAAGGAUGAACUCUAAACUACAUGCUGCCAUGAAUUCUACUCCACAGUUCAGCCUCAUGUUCCUCUGAUUAAAUAAUUUCAGUGACCUAAUUCAAUGAUGUUAUAUCAAUUAAACUGUGUUUCCCGUUUCCUAUUUCCUAUUUCAAAAUGAAUAAAUAGUUCUAGAUCAUUUCUACUGCA